GGCGCUAGCUGACACUGACAGGCACACUGCACCAGACAGUUAGCCUUUAGCACCACUUUCAUUCAUCUAACUGCUGUAAACAUGCAGGAAUGGGCGAAUCAAUUAUGCGAGAAUCGACACAUUGGAUCCAAGAUGACGGACUCCAAGUACUUCACCACUACCAAGAAAGGUGAGAUCUUUGAGCUCAAGGCGGAGCUUAACAGUGAUAAGAAAGAGAAGAAGAAGGAGGCUGUGAAGAAGGUCAUUGCAUCCAUGACAGUUGGCAAGGAUGUCAGCGCUCUGUUCCCAGAUGUUGUGAACUGCAUGCAGACGGACAACUUGGAACUGAAAAAGCUGGUCUACCUCUACCUGAUGAACUAUGCCAAGAGUCAGCCAGACAUGGCUAUCAUGGCUGUUAACACCUUUGUAAAGGACUGUGAAGACCCUAAUCCUCUAAUCCGGGCCCUUGCUGUUCGUACAAUGGGCUGCAUCCGCGUGGACAAGAUCACUGAGUACCUCUGCGAGCCACUGAGGAAAUGUCUGAAGGACGAAGACCCGUAUGUGAGGAAGACGGCCGCUGUUUGUGUAGCAAAGCUUCAUGAUAUCAAUGCCCAGUUGGUGGAGGACCAAGGCUUCCUGGACACCCUUAAAGACCUCAUCUCUGACUCCAACCCCAUGGUUGUAGCAAACGCAGUGGCAGCGCUGUCUGAGAUAGCAGAGUCUCACCCCAACAGUAAUCUACUGGACCUGAACCCUCAGACCAUCAACAAGUUGCUGACAGCUUUAAAUGAGUGUACAGAGUGGGGACAGAUAUUCAUUCUUGACUGCCUGGCAAAUUACACACCUCGUGAUGACCGUGAGUCCCAAAGCAUCUGUGAGCGUGUGACUCCACGGCUUUCCCACGCCAACUCUGCAGUGGUGUUGUCAGCUGUUAAAGUUUUAAUGAAGUUCAUGGAGAUGCUGCCCAAAGACUUGGACUACUAUGGCACCCUGCUGAAGAAGCUUGCCCCUCCACUGGUCACUCUCCUCUCUGCUGAACCCGAGUUGCAAUAUGUCGCUCUUAGAAACAUCAACCUCAUUGUACAGAGACGCCCAGAGAUCCUGAAACACGAGAUGAAGGUUUUCUUUGUGAAGUACAAUGACCCAAUCUAUGUCAAACUGGAGAAGCUGGACAUCAUGAUUCGCCUCGCAUCUCAAGCCAACAUCGCCCAGGUCCUGGCUGAGCUGAAGGAGUAUGCCACUGAGGUGGAUGUGGACUUUGUCCGUAAAGCAGUCAGAGCCAUUGGCCGCUGUGCCAUCAAAGUAGAGCAAUCAGCGGAGCGUUGUGUCAGCACACUGCUAGACCUCAUCCAAACCAAGGUCAACUAUGUGGUGCAGGAGGCCAUUGUGGUCAUCAAAGACAUCUUCCGCAAGUACCCUAACAAGUACGAGAGUGUGAUUGCCACCCUGUGUGAAAACCUGGACUCCUUGGAUGAGCCAGAGGCACGCGCCGCUAUGAUCUGGAUUGUUGGAGAGUAUGCUGAGCGCAUCGACAACGCUGAUGAGCUGCUGGAGAGCUUUUUGGAGGGUUUCCAUGAUGAAAGCACUCAGGUGCAGUUGCAGCUGCUGACGGCCAUUGUGAAGUUGUUCCUGAAAAAGCCUACCGAGACCCAGGAGCUAGUGCAGCAGGUGCUAAGCCUAGCCACGCAGGACUCUGAUAACCCAGACCUCCGGGACCGCGGCUACAUCUACUGGCGUCUGCUCUCCACAGACCCUGUGGCUGCCAAGGAGGUGGUUCUGGCUGAGAAGCCGCUGAUCUCCGAGGAGACAGAUCUGAUUGAGCCCACACUGCUGGAGGAGCUCAUCUGCCACAUUGGUACUCUGGCCUCUGUCUACCACAAGCCUCCCAGUGCCUUUGUCGAGGGCAGCCGUGGUGUUCAGCACAAGAGACUCCCCGGCAGUGCUGGAUCUGGGGAGAGUGUUGAGAGCCCGGAUACAGGUUCUGCUGCUGGAGUUUCUGAGGCGCCUCCUGCUGUCAUCCCAUCCCAGGGAGACCUCCUUGGAGAUCUGCUUAAUCUGGACCUGACACCUCCUACCACCACUGGCCCACCACCCCCCUCCUCUGGCAUGCAGAUGGGUGCCAUGGACCUUCUUGGAGGAGGACUGGACAGCCUGAUGGGGGAUGAGUCUGAGCCGCCACCCAUUCCCCUGCGGACGGACACUCCUCAGUCACCUCAGCUCUCACAUCAGUCCCACUCGUCCCCAUCGCCCCCAGAUUACAGCCCCACUGAGCUCGGCGGAGACCUUGGAGGUAGUCCUGCUAUGGGGGCUGGAUUCAGCGCUCCUCCAGCUGCAAUGCCAGCCUCUUUCAGUGCCCCAGUUAGCGGUGGUCUGGAUGACCUGUUUGAUCUCGGAGGUGGAGUUGGUAUGCCAAUGGGAGCCUACAGCCCCCCUAAAACAGUUUGGCUUCCAGCCAUGAAGGCCAAGGGUCUGGAGAUAUCAGGCACUUUUGCCCGCCGUGCUGGGGUCAUCCAAAUGGAGAUGACCCUCACUAAUAAAGCCAUGAGUGGCAUGGCUGAUUUUGCCAUCCAGUUUAACAGAAACAGCUUUGGUCUCGCUCCGGCUGGUCCCCUCCAGAUUCUCACUCCUCUUCCCCCAAACCAGAGUAUUGAAGCAGUCCUUCCCCUCAGCACCGUGGGACCUGUUAUGAAGAUGGAGCCUCUCAACAACCUGCAGGUGGCUGUUAAGAACAACAUUGACGUAUUCUACUUCAGCUGCCAGUACCCCAUCAGCAUGCUGUUUGUGGAGGACGGGAAGAUGGAGCGGCAGGUGUUCCUCGCCACAUGGAAAGACAUUCCUAAUGACAACGAGUCCCAGUUUCAGAUCAAAGACUGCCAUCUCAACUCAGAUGCAGCCUCCAACAAACUGCAGGGUAGCAACAUCUUCACCAUAGCCAAGCGUACAGUGGAGGGGCAGGACAUGCUGUAUCAGUCCAUGAAACUCACCAAUGGCAUCUGGGUGCUGGCUGAGCUGAGGGUGCAGGCAGGAAACCCAAACUACACGAUCUCUCUGAAGUGCAGAGCUCCGGAGGUUUCCCAGUGUGUUUUCCAGAACUACGAGAUGGUGCUGAAGAACUGAAAACUGAAAACCACCCCGCUGCCCUUGCAGACUCCCGGCACCUCCUCCUGCUCUUCCUCACCUGACCCAUGGACCAUAUUACAAGCUCACACGGUGUGGGAGCCACUUCCUGUUGUGUUGGCACUCUGUAUGUCAACCCAGCUGUUAAAUUAGGAUGGUUAAUGAUUUUUUUUUUCAUUUUGACCCAUUUUGACCCAUUGUGUUUCUUACUUUAAGACUGCAGAAAAUUCUGGUUGACUGUCUUUGCUAGCCUCAUCGUGUCCCCUCCUAUGUGUGUUCGCUAUAUACCAGUUUCAGGACGUUAUCUCAUGAUACAUGUUCUGAAUGAACACUUUCACAUUGAGCUGGUCCUCCACUCAGUGAUGACCUGUAUUCUUUUGGGGACAGACGGCUGUAUUCCCAUGACGAUUUUCUCUGCAUGAGGCUCUUUAAUCAUUAUCUAGCCCCACUUCUCUGCAAAUUGGAGUCUAUUUUUAGCGUCUGCAAUCAGCAGGUGAAUCAACACUGUCUGCAUAUUUAUUUAGGAUACAUUCAAUUAAAAUAAGGCUAAAAAAGGCUUGUAACUGUCCUUACCCUUGCCCCUGUGUGAAGUGGCUGCCUGGGCCUUAGAUGAGACACAUAAGAUACUUACAAACUACAUUAUUGUUGUCUUUGUCAUUUUGUAGUUUUCUUUAGCAUCUGUGGUUAGCAGUGGGGUCGGAUCCUCCGCUGUUCCUGAAAGCAGAAUGUGUGCUGUGUGCAUGGAUGCUGUUUGUUGAUGUGCAUUUCUUUAGUUUUUUUCCCAUCAAUAUCUGGACAUUUUAUAGGCUGGCAGCAGUCGUCCACUGCCUGCUCUCUUACUUAGUCAUUCCAUGGUUUGAUUUGUGUUUGUAGUCUUGUUAGUGUUCAUGUGGCAAACUGGGAGAGAGCCUCAGGUGUGGAGGAUUUUGUAUUUGCUGCUUCUUCCCCCUCCUGCGCUGGCAACAGCCACUCAGGCUCUCUCUGCCACUUUGCUCUGUCUGUAUCCUCAGCGCAGCCUCUCGGGCAACCACGGCCACCUGAGAUGAAGGCUCAGGUGAGAUAACUCUAAAUGUGUGAUGCCGUGACUCAUAACACUUGUGAGUAAUAAGUGUACAUGUAGGUAGCACAUUGUCUACAUCCAGUGUCCCUGUUUUACCUGCAAACUCGACCAGAUUAAUUGGAUUCUUAUUUCCGAGUCAUUACACUGAAGCCCUUUUUAUCGGCUCUGCAGGAUGUAUGCGCCCACGCUAACACCUUGUACAGAUUACAGCAGAGGUGGCUGUGUAUUCCAGAGCGUGUCUUUGUGUGUGGUGAUGGCUGAUUCAUAUGAAAUGCUUUAAAAACAAAAAAAAUCAAAUGUUUAAUCAGAUGUUUUUGAUCAACAUGAUUUUGUUCAUUGUGUGUACAUCAAAAGAACUAUUAAAACUCUUGGUAAAUUCACAUAA
This is a messenger RNA of Epinephelus moara (kelp grouper), 4541 nucleotides long. RefSeq names its product adaptor related protein complex 1 subunit beta 1 (gene ap1b1). Lineage: Eukaryota; Metazoa; Chordata; Actinopteri; Perciformes; Serranidae. The record is from RefSeq and is a predicted model, not a curated record. Gene Ontology annotation, molecular function: clathrin binding. Bases 82 to 3096 code for a protein of 1004 amino acids. Gene Ontology annotation, biological process: vesicle-mediated transport; intracellular protein transport. The transcript has 24 exons. Gene Ontology annotation, cellular component: membrane coat; clathrin adaptor complex.